Molecule: messenger RNA, 1524 nt
Organism: Torulaspora globosa
Lineage: Eukaryota; Fungi; Ascomycota; Saccharomycetes; Saccharomycetales; Saccharomycetaceae
Gene: CRZ1
Product: DNA-binding transcription factor CRZ1
Exons: 1
Coding region: 1-1524 (507 amino acids)
Biological process (GO): regulation of DNA-templated transcription
Molecular function (GO): DNA-binding transcription factor activity, RNA polymerase II-specific; RNA polymerase II cis-regulatory region sequence-specific DNA binding
Source: RefSeq, a predicted model, not a curated record
AUGCCGGAUUUAUACGGGCAUAUCGCUCAUAGUGAUCCAGAGGAAGGUGAUCAGGGCAGCCAUGAAAAGGAAGAAGAGAAAGGGCUUCAUUUAGAGAUGCCAGGAUUCACGGGAGUUGGAAUUGAGGGUAGACAAAAUGAGAGAUUUAUACAGACGUAUCUGGUCUCUAGCGAGGGACAGAUGCUCUGUGAGCCGCAGAUGAGCAUUAGUAUGGAAAGCGAAGUGCUUUUUUCGCCCUCUUCUACGUCUUCGCAGAGGAACCCUGUGACACCGACUCUGAAAGUGGAGGAUUCCGACGGGGAUACAUGGGCACAUCUGAUGGAACCGUCGCGAGCGGAGGUGGAAGAUGCCGGGGCAAGUCUCCAUCUGCAGAGCAGAAGCUAUCUGGGAGCGUUUUCGGCGGAACAUGAGCUGAAUGACAUGUACAGGAGUGAUGCGGAGACAGGGUACGCAUCUUCGAGCUACCAUACGCCGGGGCUGUACCCUGUUGAUCCCGCGGUUUCGCCGGCGGUAUCGUAUUUGACCAUUGGCGACGAGGAGCUGGACGACUUGCUGAGUGUGCAUUCCGGGACAAGCGCGUACUCGAACAUUUCGCUGCCCAUGAGCGCCAGCGGGUUUAGACACGUCACCAAUGUCGAUGAGCUGGACAACCUGCUGUCCGCGUCAAGCGGCCGUUUCGACGAGAAUUUUAGCGAGUUCGUCCAGUCGAGCGUGACCGCGUGCGAGGAACAGCAGGGCUCUCGAAUACCGCCCGUUAUAUCGGUGCAGGAAUUCCAAGAAAAGCGCAGUGAUGAAGCUGGGACCUCGGUAUCCUCAACGACGUUCGACGAGCAGAACUUCCAAAGAGCUGAGCAGAAGUUAAAUGCGUCGUUGCUAUGUCCGAAUGACAUGGACGUAGAACACGAAGAUAUGAUAAACGGCAGGAUCGCAAGGAGAAGAGCUUCGCACGGGUCGAGGAGAUCCAGAUCGUCUGUACGCAGUCGAAGCCUGUCGCCGGAUGAGAGGGCGCGUUCUCUAAGCGAGGACAGAGAUAGACUACUGUUGCUGGCAGAUCUGCAGCCGCCCUCCCCAAAUGACUUGCAAAACAGAUCAGCGAGCCCGCUGGGAGAUGGCGAGACUUUACAAAACCUAUCGGGCAACACAAAGCGACGUCUUUCGCAGAAAAACCCUGCCACUUACGCCUGCGAACUGUGUGACAAGAAAUUCACAAGACCGUACAACUUGAAAUCCCAUCUGCGAACGCACACUAACGAGAGGCCGUUCAUCUGUUCCAGUUGUGGUAAGGCGUUCGCGCGGCAGCACGACAGAAAGCGACAUGAAGACUUACAUACGGGCAAGAAGCGCUAUGUUUGCGGCGGAAAGCUCAAGGACGGCACUCCUUGGGGCUGUGGCAAGAAGUUUGCUAGAAGCGAUGCUUUGGGAAGACAUUUCAAGACUGAAAGUGGUAAAAAAUGCAUAACUCCAUUAUACGACGAAGCAGCUCGAAACAAGCAAACUCUGGAAGCGGACUUUCAGCAAGAUUAA